AUGGAGCAGUCCUCGGCUCAAAACCGAAUGCCGGGUCUGCCCCAUACUAGGCCAUCUCAGGUGCCCUCUCAGUUCUGGAACCCCAUGGACUCGAUGUAUUCCGAUGCACAAAUCCAACCAUCCCAAUCCCAACCCCAGCAACCCCAGGAUCCUUCCUCACAACAGCCAUUGGGUAUUGGCUGGGAUCACCCAAUCUUACAGCAGCAACAGCAACCACAGCAAAUUCAACAGCAGCAAACUCAGAUGACGCCACCGGCUGACCCAAACCUUGAAAUGUAUUCUAUUCCUCAGUCGUGGCAGUCAAACCCAUUGCACCAACCUGGUCGCGCGUAUCCUCCUCCUGCCCCUCAAUACCAAACUUCACAACCUCUGCAUCACUUCCCGCAAAAUCAAAUGCAAUACGACGCUCGCUCACUUCAACCAUCUGAGAGCUCGGCCUUUCCUUCCUUCACUUUUCAACAAAACUUCUAUCAACAACAACAACAACUUCCCGUGCAGAACUCGUUCCAGGCGCGUCCUUCGCAGCAACACUCACAGUCAGCUGAAUUCCAGACACCUACUCCACAACCUGUCAUGUCUCAGUUCGCCGCCCCGUCUGGGUACCCUCCCUCUGAGCUGCACAACACCAUCGACCUCACUGAAGAUUUCUCCUCCGAGCCUGGGCACCACCAGACCAUCGAUCCACAGUUCCUGAACCCGACAACUCAGUCCGCGCAAAGACAGCCCCUUCAAAACAACUUCAUGUACGGAAAUCCUGCCGAGUUUGAUCGGGCUGGAGGGCAGAUGUUCGACUACUAUCAAAAUGACAUAUCUGUUCAACCUCAAUUCCGUGUUGCUUCCGGUCAGGCCGCCCCUCAAAAUGGCGUCUCUGCUUCAAAUCACCCGCUUCCGCUUAUCCCCGAAGCCGUAAUUGCGGCGAAGAAGCCUACCAAGAAACAAUCAGUCAAGAAGACCGCGAAAAAAGAGAUGAAGAGCAAGGGGUCUGGUAGUGAGAGCUCUGAUGACUCUGAACUGGAAAUUGAAGCCCCGCCGGAGCCAUCGCCCAUCCCAGCAGUUCGUCCCACCGAGCCUAUUGCCGCAGCUGUGUACGAUACACUAGUAGCUGUGUGGUCACCCCGGAACAUGAGAGUUCCGGCCGAUAAAGUAAAGAAUGGGCUGAUGGCCUUCAAAGAAAUCAUCAAAAGUCUCCGAGAUUCUUGGAAAGACCAAGUUCAGGCCAUGAAGAACGCCGAGAAUCAAGGUGAUAAUGAUAAAGCUGCCCAGCUUAGGCAAAGUGUGAUUCAACAGCGCCAAAUCAUGGAUAAGAUAAUGACCACCGCAAUGGAAAUGGGUCACCCCGUUAUUGUUGAGAAGUAUGUCCCCCCCAAAUCUACCCCCGCCCCCGCCCCCAUUCCAUUUUUCCUAAGAUUCAGUUCUUUUGCACAUGGUCGUCGUGGCGAUAGAAGUCUGAUACCAAUUGAGCGCAUUGCCCACGUAAACCUGUUUCCUGUGUUGAAUCAAGUUACUAUUGAUCGCUUCCAGGCCGCUGAUUUUGAAGGAUCGUUGACCACUAACAUGAUCAAGCUCUUGGCGCAAUUUGUUACUGUAGAUGAAGAAAUCUUACAGAAAACCAAUCUUUCUAAAUUAUUGCCACGCUUCAUCAAGAAAGGCGGACCGUCUAUCAAGGAGCCGGCACAGAAAAUCCUAGAUAAUGCUGCUGCUGCCACCAAGUGGAAGCAAAAGAUUGCCGAGGAUGACUCUUCUGCAAAAGGAUCUUCUGCAGAUUCUCCGUCAUCCGAAAUUGCUGGCUCGAAACGUCCGCGAGACGCAGAAAUUAAUGCCCAGCCUGCAACAAAGCGAAUGGUUGUUACUUCAAACCCCAAAGAUCCGAGUAAACCAGCCGUCCCAGCCAAUGGCGUGGGUAAGCGAGCCAUUGAAGGCAUCCAGAAUGGCAAGCCGGCGGCCGCAGCAGUGGCUCGUCCUAAGGCUAGUGUCGUUGCACCCAAGCCUUCAAGCCUAUUUGGUGCACUAAGCUCCGCUUCCAAGCGACCAGGAACAACAAAUGCUGAAAGGGCCGCAGCAAUAGCUGCAGGGAAGCCUAUACCUGCUGCCACCGAGAAGAAAGAAAAGCCUCCAGCACCUCCUCCCAAACCAGCCUUUUCUUUUGGUGAUAUCAUGGCCGACCUUAGCAAACCCAAGGAGACCGUUGUUAUCAAGCCUACAGAGGAGAGGCCUCCAGAGACGGAGGAAGAGCGCACAAAGCGACUGCGCAAGGAAGAGCGACGCAGGCUGCGUGUUAGCUGGAAACCAGAUGACUCAUUGACUGAGGUUCGCUUGUUCACUCAUGAUCCUGACGAAGAGUUGGGCCCCGGCGAUGGCUCCUUGCGUAGCGCAGGAGAUGUCAAAGGCGAAGGCAGUGUUCUCAAACUCCACAAAGACUUGGAGGAGUUGGAGGAAGAUGACCUUGGUGGUAUGCGAGAAACAAGUUACGGCGAUUACCCUGCUCUGUCUAAUAUCGUCAUUGAAUCCGAUGAGAUGAAGAACGGCAACUUCAUCAAACGUGGCGGAAACCAGAUCCCCGACAGCCCAGAAAAGAUCGCUCAGGAUCUCCGGGAGUCCACCACCCUGAUGGUGUUCCAUGCUUCUCCAGCCGAUAUCCCAUCAACACCGAAAGAGGCCCCUGCUCCUGAUGCGGAUGAGGUUGUCUCAGAUGCUGUUCCCUUCGGAGAAUUGCCCGAUCACAUCAAGGUCCGACAAGAACGCUAUUUCAGCUAUAUGAACCCCAAGCCUGCGCCACCUCCUCAGGCCCUACCCCAGCCACAAGCCAAUCAAGCAACGGGCGCGUUCGACAUUUCCAACAUCCUCAAACUGAUCCAAACCGGAACCCAACAGCAAUCUACGCCUCCGCCUCAAUCUAUGCAGCAGCCGGCUGCACCCAUGUCCGAUCUGGAGCGUACAAUCAAUAUGUUCCGCCAGCAACAGCCUCAAGCUCCUCAAAUCCCCCAAGUUCCGGUACCGCAGCCACCGGCUACAGGUGUCGACUUCCAAAAUAUUUUGAAUGUCAUGAAACAGUUGCAGCCAGGCACAUUCACACAACCUCAACCCCAGCAGACACAGCCUGCCAUGAUGGCACCUGACUUUGGCGCUAUGUUCGCUCAUUUCGGUGGUCAAAACCAGCAGUCUGCCCCCCCGCAGUACAUGCAACCAGCAAACAGCUACGAGGACCCUGAACGUAAGCGCAUGCGCGAGGACGUACCGCCUGAUGGGCAGUACGAUCCUGCCUGGAGUCGUCAGAAGCGGACCAAAGCAAGCGACCCCAAGCCGUACAAGUUUGGAUUGGUUGCCUGCAGGUUCUGGGCUGAAGGAAAGUGCAGGAAAGGCGAUAACUGCACCUUUCGCCAUGACACUUAA
Molecule: messenger RNA, 3390 nt
Organism: Penicillium verhagenii
Lineage: Eukaryota; Fungi; Ascomycota; Eurotiomycetes; Eurotiales; Aspergillaceae
Exons: 7
Coding region: 1-3390 (1129 amino acids)
Molecular function (GO): metal ion binding
Source: RefSeq, a predicted model, not a curated record